Dendrobium catenatum is the source of this 1182-nucleotide messenger RNA. RefSeq names its product protein UPSTREAM OF FLC-like. The record is from RefSeq and is a predicted model, not a curated record. The coding region runs from base 1 to 1182 and encodes 393 amino acids. Lineage: Eukaryota; Viridiplantae; Streptophyta; Magnoliopsida; Asparagales; Orchidaceae. The transcript is spliced from 5 exons.
AUGUCGAACAGCAGGAAAAAUAAAUCAGAGAAAGCAAAGCAGGUCUGUGAAGAGAUGGACGGAAACAGAAGAAGGGAAGGAGGAGGAGGAGGAGGAGGAGGAGGGGAAACUAGGAGGAUUCAUGUGGUCUACUUCCUUAGUCGAAAUGGAAAGACUGAGCAGCCUCAUCUGAUUCGUGUUCAUCAUUUAAACAACAAUGGAGUUCAUCUUCGAGAUGUUAAGAGAUGGCUAUCAGAGCUUAGGGGAAGAGAAAUGCCGGAAUCCUUUUCUUGGUCUUACAAAAGGAGCUACAAAGCUGGCCACAUAUGGCAAGAUCUCACCGAUAAUGAUCUCAUCUCUCCAUUCUCUGACAACGAAUACAUCCUCAAAGGAUCACUCAUUCCUUCUCAACACAACAAAGCUGUCGAGCAAUUCUUUCCAUUCAAUGGAAGGAGUACUAGUUCAACUAGAAAACAAGACAGGGAAGAAGAAGAUGAAGUCGAAGACGAAAAUGAAUUAGAAGAAGAAGAAGAAGAGAUAUCUUAUGAGAGUUUGCAGAUUGAAGAUAACAUCUCUCCGAAGCCCCCUCCGCGUGGUGAUGAUGAAGAGUCGCCAUUAAGACCAGUACCUUCAACUUCAACUUCUUCUGAAGAAGCUAUUAAAAAUCAUACAGCUGCGAAGUCUAAGAGAAGAGAAGAGAUGAAGAAAGAAGGAGAUCAGGAGAAGAGUUGUAAUGAGGCUGUGAUUAAGAAGAGUGGCAGUAACGUUAAUAGAAGUAAUAGUAAAGGACGAAGAAGGGAAGUUCGGCCCCGCCGGCGGGCGGCGGAUAUUUUAAGGAAUCUCCUGAGAUGUAGGCUUGUGGAUAUAAAAGAUUCUCUGAAGAGAGAGAGUCGCCAGCGGAAUGGAUCCAUAUCGCGGAAGAAUUAUCAGACGAGUAAUAGCAACAAUGAGAGGAAGAACUGGGGGAAAAAAGGAAGCAAUGGAGGAUCAAGAAAAAUGACAGAAAAAUCUGCAUCCGUCCGAUACAAGCCUUCUACAGAGCCAAAUUGCUCGCAAUGCGGGAAACCAUUCAAGCCUGAGAAGCUGCACUCUCAUAUGAAGUCAUGCAUGGCUCUGAAAGAGAAAGGGAGAAGCUCCAGCUUUAAGAAAGAAGAGCAAACUGCAGCAAGAAGACCAUCGAAAGUUACAGUGACUGUUCUUUAG